CCUGCUUUCAACUUCACUCGAGCAAACCGUCCAGUCAUCCACGUACUCCAACAUGGCUUUCCGCUACCUCAUCUCUCUGUGCGCUCUGGUGGCCUGCGCCAAUGCUGGUCUCCUGGCCAGCCAUGUGGCCAUUGCCAAUCCGUCGGUGGAUGCCGUCGCCUCCACUCAGCAGAAUGUGGUGAGGUCCUUUGCCGGCACUGUUUCCAGCUACUCGAAGGCCGUGGACACCCCGUACUCCAGUGUGAGGAAGAGCGACACUAGGAUCCAGAACAAUGUCUACACUCCUGCUAUUAAGACGACCACUUAUGGUGCUGCUCCUCUGUACACUCAGGCUACUCCCAUUGUGUCCAAGACUUUGGUCCAUGCUCCAGCUCCCGUUGUGGAGAAGACUGUGUACGCUGCUGCUCCAGCUCCAGUUCUGGCCAAGACUGUUUACUCCGCUCCUGCUCCAGUUGUGGCCAAGCACGUUUAUUCCGCUCCAGCUCAGGUUUAUGCUGCUGCCGCCCCAGUUGUGGCCAAGACCGUGUACUCUGCUCCUGCUCCAGUUUAUGCUGCUCCCGCUCCUGUUGUAGCCAAGACCGUGUACUCCGCACCAGCUCCAGUUCUGGCCAAGACCGUGUACUCUGCUCCCGCUCCAGUUUAUGCUGCUUCCGCUCCCGUUGUGGCCAAGACUGUGUCCUAUGCCGCCCCACUGGCCACCACCAAUGUGAACCAUGGACCAGCUGCCACCACCUACACCCACAAUGCUCCAGCUCUGGGCGUCUCCAGCUAUGGAAGCUCCCAGACGGUUCACUAUUCCCCCGCCGAGAGUGUGUCGCACAUGAGCUUCGAUGGAUUCGGAACCCACUGGGGUUUCUAAAUAAGUCUUGGCCUUUGGGCUUAAGCAAUUGUUAAUGUUUGGUGGUCAAUAAAGACGGAGAUCGAUUGUUGCAAAUUAAA
Molecule: messenger RNA, 939 nt
Organism: Drosophila mauritiana
Lineage: Eukaryota; Metazoa; Arthropoda; Insecta; Diptera; Drosophilidae
Product: larval/pupal cuticle protein H1C
Exons: 1
Coding region: 53-859 (268 amino acids)
Source: RefSeq, a predicted model, not a curated record